GCAGUAAGCGAACAAACCUUUCAUAAAAAAUACAUCGGUAAUAGUCGGUAAUGCUGACAUGAUAAUUCAUGACAAUUUCAGCAAUAUGGCGUUCACGUUGUGGACACUCUUUGAAGCAACUCUGUUAUGUUUAAAUGCGGUCUGUGUUCUAAACGAGGAAAGAUUUCUUGCGAAAGUUGGUUGGGCGUCGUGGCAAAAUGUACAAGGAUUUGGAGAACCUCCGACAGCUAAGUCGCAAAUAUUAAAUCUCAUUAAGUCCAUACGAACUGUGAUGAGGGUUCCUCUGAUAUUCUUCAAUAUCUUGACAUUAGUUGUAAAGCUCGUACUUGGUUGAUAAAGAAGAGAUAUAGGACAGGAAUGUGUGAAUGGAAUGCGCUGUAUGCAAGUCUACUUGUUAAAAAUAAUGUGUGUAUACAAAAGAAUCAUUAAAUUAU
Molecule: messenger RNA, 434 nt
Organism: Atta colombica
Lineage: Eukaryota; Metazoa; Arthropoda; Insecta; Hymenoptera; Formicidae
Product: immediate early response 3-interacting protein 1
Exons: 3
Coding region: 59-334 (91 amino acids)
Biological process (GO): endoplasmic reticulum to Golgi vesicle-mediated transport
Cellular component (GO): endoplasmic reticulum membrane; COPII-coated ER to Golgi transport vesicle; Golgi membrane
Source: RefSeq, a predicted model, not a curated record